This is a messenger RNA of Folsomia candida, 1159 nucleotides long. Its product is annotated as aquaporin-11. Lineage: Eukaryota; Metazoa; Arthropoda; Collembola; Entomobryomorpha; Isotomidae. The record is from RefSeq and is a predicted model, not a curated record. The coding region runs from base 141 to 971 and encodes 276 amino acids. Gene Ontology annotation, cellular component: cytoplasm. The transcript is spliced from 4 exons. Gene Ontology annotation, molecular function: channel activity.
CUCCAACCUGGACAAGAUUCUCACCAGUCAUGUCAUGUCAGCUGGCGAAUCUCCGCAGUAUAAAUUUAGUCAAAUAAAACUUAAUACAUAAAUUUAGUUGUACAAUUGGCCUUAAAUCUUUAAAAAUUUCUGUAAAAAAAAUGGACACAUCCGUUCUCAUAGUCUCUUCUGGUUACAUAUUCGCGACCGCAUUUCUCGUUGCAGUCACAAGAAGCAUACUUUUGUCCUUUGUCACAUCGCCAUUCUUGCAGAGGGCGAUUCUCGAAUUUUUAGCGACUUUCGAAUUUCUGGCGACCGUUUUUGAAAUAGGGAUCCUUUUGCAGACUUACGGCCUCCCAGCCUUCGUGAUUGCGUUAAUCAUCAUGGCGAAUUAUUGGGGCAGGUCGUGGCGUGGCGCGACGGCUGCGCCACACAAUCACAUCGUCGACAUGAUUAAGGGUAACGGGAGUAAAGUGGAAAGCGUAGGAUUUAUUUUGGCAGAAAUUUUCGCAGCCAGUUUAGUAUUCCCGUUUUACGUAAAGCAAUACUGGGGACUGGGAUUCUUGCCGAUUCACACAGCCAGAUUGGCCGGGGUGGCGUCGUGUUCUUCAUUUCUGAAGGUCGGCGUGUACAAUGGAGCAUUUCUCGAGGCCUUUGGAACCCUUGCGUUCAACAUUUGUGCACGAAUUCUGCGAACGCUGCAGUACAAUUUCGUCACAGUACCGGGAGCUCUCGCCGCGAUUAAAAUUGUUGGAAUGUCUUUAACCGGCGGCUUCCUCAACCCCAUCCUCGCAUCGACAUUGCAGUUCAACUGUGCGGGUAAUGCGGUGUGGGAGCACGUCCUCGUCUACUGGUUGGGUCCGGUCGUCGGAUUGACCGUGUUCACCAUGUUGCUGUAUCCCGCCAAGCCGCCCAAACCACAAGAGACUGCGAAGGAUGACAAGACCAAGGUUGACAAGGAGGGGAAAAAGAAGGCUAAAAAGGACGAUUAAAAUGACAAUUGCUUGAAAUAUGUAUGCAUGUAAAUUACUUAGUGUUCAAUCCUCUUGUCAAAUUAAUUUUCAAACUGAAAACAAAAAUUGAAGUGAUAUUUAGCUCAAUAAUUAAAACGAAGAGGGCAAAAUACAUGACACGACAAGGUAAUAUGGAAAUAACUAGUCCCAGACACUUAAAAAGGCGA